AACCUUCCCAGAAUCUUUAUUGGUGUCUAUGGAAUAGACAGAAGGGAGAAGUAGUAUAAAGAGUUGGGAAAUAUCUCCAAGGAGAAGUUUCCUAGGAAAGUCUCUGCUGAGGACGUACUGGGGAAUGUAAAGAAUUUAUUCCUUAUUCAGACACUGGGAACUGUCCUGAGAAAGGGAAGCGGAACAUCAGCGCUGCGAGAUAUUGUUUAGUUCCUAUAAGGAUCUGAGAUGUCCACGAUGAAGAAGAUCAGAGGUGACAGAAAUGAAAAUAUUCAGGCAAACCUCAGCCAAACCCAGAUGUCUCAGGAGUUUUGUGCGGAUGGGAAAUCUCCUGUUCUGAGAACACAAGAGGGUCAAAAUACUAAUGCAAAAGAUAUUAGAAUGUCAUUUGACUGUAGAGAAUGUGGAAAAAGCUUCAGGAAUCAGUCUAAGCUUAAAACCCAUUUUCUAUGCCACACAGGUGAGAACCCAUUUGUCUGCACCGAACGUGGGAAACGUUUUAGGGCUAAAAGUGAACUGAACAUUCAUAAUAAUUUACAUACAGGAAAGACUUUCCCCUGUACAGAGUGUGGCAAAUCCUUUGCAGCAAAGAAGAACCUGAAAAGACACCAAAUGAUCCACACUGGGGAGAGACCGUUUGAAUGUCCUGAGUGUGGGAAAGGCUUCAUGAAUUCACAUCAUCUCAAAUCUCAUGUUUUGAUUCACACAGGAGAGAAACCUUUUGCCUGUACUGAGUGUGGGAAAAGCUUCAGGAAAAAGUGUGAUCUUAAAUGUCACUUUCAAGUUCACACAGGAGUGAACCCAUUUGUCUGCACCGAAUGUGGGAAACGUUUUAGGGCUAAAAGUGAACUGAACAUUCAUAAUAAUUUACAUACAGGAAAGACUUUCCCCUGUACGGAGUGUGGCAAAUCCUUUGCAGCAAAGAAGAACCUGAAAAGACACCAAAUGAUCCACACUGGGGAGAAACCACACGAGUGCACAGAAUGUGGGAAACAAUUCCUGGAGAAAAGUAAACUACAGAGACAUUAUCGAAGUCAUACUGGAGUCAAACCAUUCAGCUGCUGUGAGUGUGGAGAACAGUUCACAUGGAAACAGCAGCUAAAGUAUCACCAACUGAGUCACACUGGGGAGAGGCCAUUUGUGUGCCCUGAGUGUGGGAAAAGCUACAAGGAACAGACUUGCCUCAAUAGUCAUAUUCGGAGGCACACAGGAGAAAAGCCUUUUGUAUGUACUGAGUGCGGGGAAAAAUACAAGGACGCAAGUACAUUGAAGAACCAUCUUGAGCUUCACAUUAGAGGAAAGUAAUUUGGUCAUUGUAAUUCUGGGGAAGCUACAAAUCUUGACUUUGAUCUUCAGAUUUACAAAGGGGAGAAAUGCUAACUUUUCACGUCAUAAGGAGUUUCCAUGAUCCAGAACUACAGUUUCACUUCGACAAAAGAUCUUCCCUAUAUACACCAUAUCAUGACUACUCUUAGGGGGAAGUUUAGAGUUUAUAAAGGUUGUAUGGAUUCUACAGUUCCAUGAAAGGUUUUGGGAAGAACUUGCAUUUUAUUUAAACCUUUGAAAUAAUCUAAGAGAGGAAGGAGCACAUAUUUAUGCACAAUUAUUCCCUGUAACCCCACUUGUAAGGUGCCUUGUAGAUCCUCCAUGCAAAUCUAUAGAAUGCAACAUCUUCCAUCUGAGACAAAGGUUCCCAACAGUGUAUGAGGGGUCAGAAGUGAAGGGAUCGAGUUGGACACCUCCCCAAUACAUUGCGUGUGUUAUUUUAUACUGCAUGGAUUCAUCUCUAACAUUUCAGAACUUUAAAAGAUAAUGUUUAUAAUUACUUUCUGUGUCUAGAAAGUAUUUGCAUUCAAAUAAAUGGGAAUCACACUACCUAUGGCAGGGACUGACGAGUUUACAGGGCCCUAACCCAUAGGGGACUUGAUCCUUAACCCAGUGCCUGUCUAGGCCCCCUAGGUGAUUGGUCUUGCCAACUAAGUAGAAUGCGGCCAUAAAAAAUUCAAAAAGCUCACUAUAUUUGUA
Messenger RNA from Xenopus laevis (African clawed frog), 2025 nucleotides. RefSeq names its product gastrula zinc finger protein XlCGF8.2DB-like. The transcript has 2 exons. Lineage: Eukaryota; Metazoa; Chordata; Amphibia; Anura; Pipidae. The record is from RefSeq and is a predicted model, not a curated record. Bases 229 to 1305 code for a protein of 358 amino acids.